This is a messenger RNA of Penicillium macrosclerotiorum, 654 nucleotides long. RefSeq names its product Tim17/Tim22/Tim23/Pmp24 family protein. The transcript has 6 exons. Gene Ontology annotation, cellular component: peroxisomal membrane. The record is from RefSeq and is a predicted model, not a curated record. Lineage: Eukaryota; Fungi; Ascomycota; Eurotiomycetes; Eurotiales; Aspergillaceae. The coding region runs from base 1 to 654 and encodes 217 amino acids.
AUGGAUGCGCUCAUGACCCGUCUGGACGCACUCGUUCUCAACCCUGAUCUUGCACCAUUACUGUCACUACUCAAAGGUGCACGCAAUGGCAUUAUCUACGGGUCGAAAGUGCGAUUCCCGCAUGCCUUGGUAAUGAUCUUUCUAUUCCGAUCGGGAACAUUCCGGGAAAAGACCAAGCUCGUCUUGAAAGCAACCCGUCAGCAUGCUCGGAACCUUGCAACAUUUGCAAUCAUUUAUAAAGCCUCUAUGAUUGUUCUUCGGAACAUCAAUCCCGCUGGUGCCAAGAAAGAAGGUCGUUAUGAUAGCUUUUUCGCCGGCUUAUUAGGCGGAUAUGCGGUCUUCGGCCGGCAACCGGGGAGCGUCAGCCAGCAGAUCGUCAUCUACGUCUUUGCCCGUGUGAUGCUAUCUCUCGCCAAGCUCGCCGUCGAGCCCAAUAUGCAUCCUCUCUCCUCCCUCAUUACCCCAGAAGCUCGGACUCAGAUAACCAACAAUGCCUGGCCCGUCUUUGCCAGCAUGAGCUGGGCAUUCGUCAUGUAUAUCUUCCGCUGGUACCCAGAGACCCUGGCGUCUAGUCUGCGGAGUAGCAUGGUCUACAUUUAUGCUGAUUCAGACCACUGGGACUCGUUCCGAAACCUGUUGAUUCACAAUAAAUGA